AUAUCCUAACAAUAAAAUACAUCGCUUCAGCCAAGUCAUUAACGUCGUCGUCGUAUACGACAUGCCGAUGAUACUCGAACUCUCCCCACACUUCUUCUUCCCUCAAACCCCAAUCCCAAAACCCUUCAAAAACCCUAAUCUCAAUCUCAUAAUCACCGCCCAAUUUUCUCGGCAACCAAACACCGCCACCUCCGACCGAGGCCUAAUUUUCCGGGAAAAGGUUCUCUACCUCAGAAAACUCAACGUUAACCCCGAAAAAGCAUUUCAAGAAAACCCCACCCUCCGAUCCUCUCGUCUCUCAACCCUAAAAUUGGUGGAACAAUGCCUCUACUCAAUGGGAAUUGACCGCUCCGCCAUGGGUCGAAUCCUCGACAUGUAUCCCGUGCUUCUCACGUGCGACCCUUAUUCCCAAUUUUAUCCCCUCCUCGAUUUCCUCCUCCACGAGGUUCGAAUCCCUUUCCCUCACGUUCAAAAAUCGAUCUUGCGAUGCCCCAGGUUGCUGGUUUCCGACGUUGACCACCAAUUGAGACCCGCUCUGUGUUUUCUGAGGGAAUUAGGGUUCGUUGGGCCCCACUCUCUCACGUGCCAGACCACCCUGCUUCUGGUUUCUAGCGUUGAGGACACCCUUUUGCCCAAGAUUGAGUUUUUGAAGAGUUUAGGGUUCACUCAUGAUGAGGAGAUGAAUGGGGACGUUGCUGAGCUCAAGAGGUUUCCUCAAUAUUUCUCUUUUAGUUUGGAAAGGAGGAUUAAACCUAGGCACACGAUGCUGGUGCAGCAUGGCUUGUCACUUCCUUUAGAAGAUAUGUUGAAGGUUAGUGAUGGCGGGUUUAAUGCUAGGUUGGUUGAAUUACGGUUACGAACACUUGAGGGAGGACAGCAACUGUAAUAGUAGUUGUUGUUGUUGAUUUUGUGAGCUAUUAGUGGAAGUGACAUUGUUUUGCUGAAUUAUAGUGGUUGGUGAAUGAAUGUGUGUGCAUAUAGGUUAGGUUAUGUUAGAGAAAAGGCUGCUUGUGAUUCAAACAACGCAAGAAUUUGGUUGUGAAAUAUAAGGAUUUGGCCCGCAUGCACUUUAGAGAGUAAAGUACAGUUAUGAUUGAUAUUGGAAGAUGAA
Molecule: messenger RNA, 1111 nt
Organism: Abrus precatorius (Indian licorice)
Lineage: Eukaryota; Viridiplantae; Streptophyta; Magnoliopsida; Fabales; Fabaceae
Product: transcription termination factor MTEF1, chloroplastic
Exons: 2
Coding region: 62-886 (274 amino acids)
Biological process (GO): regulation of DNA-templated transcription
Molecular function (GO): double-stranded DNA binding
Source: RefSeq, a predicted model, not a curated record